CUAAAUUCUAUUUGCUUUGGUAAUAAAGGCCGACAUAGUCUAAAAUAUAUAUUUGAUAACCUUCGUUUAUUUGUUAGGUAGUUAAUACUGUAGUUUUCCAUAUAUGUCUCCGGAUCGUUUUAGUAAUCCGUAUGUCGUGAGCAAUUAUCAAUUAUCUGAUAGGUCUGUUAAACCACCCAUGCUUCUAGGGCUUACUCGAGGCUGAGAUUCCUUCAAUUAAUCAUAUCCAUAUGCGAAUUAUCAUAUAUACCUCCAUUUACUACAAUAUAGCCCCCAGACCGAAGCCAAGAAAAUGGAUGUCCUAUCUAUCCUUGUUUUCUUCAUCCCUGGUAUCCCCCUUUUCCCAUUUUCCCGUUCAGACGCUGAAGAGGCGGAAUUGUUUGAACCCUCGCGCCGUAGUAACUUCAAGAAAAGAUGGGUAACACAAAGCUUAGAUGGGACUGUCAUUUCGGUCGAAAUUGAUGAAUCUUAUAAUAUAGCCCGCGAUUCUAAAAGAGGCUUCUCUGCUCUUGUGUCGGGGUUGUGGAAUGACAACCUAGAAUCGUGGUACCGAUUAGAAGGUUAUGAUUUCCUUGACACUGACGAAUCUCGUGCUUCCGGCCAAAAUAACAAAAAGGUGCGACCAUAUCUCAGAGAUUUAAAGGAGUUUGUAAAGGGCCCCGAUAGAAAAUGGGGUCGGGCGAUUCGGGCUAUACGCUGUAUAGCUGAUGGUGGUGGGGACUUGAGAGUUUUAAUCUCAUGCGGAAUAAUCACAUCCACGUCAGUUCGUGGCUAUUUUGUGGGACAUCCCGACCGCUCUCAUAUUGCCACGGAACGGUUUGCGGCAGAACUCAUGAAGCUUGAUGAUAUAUACUGCAACCUAAGAACUAGAAGAAACCAGAGGUCUCUGUUUCUCCUGCAAUGUCAACAUGCCGCUCUAAAUAUCUUUUCCAAUUUCCUCGAGUUGAUGGCAAUAACUUAUACUGAUCGCCGGAGCCGAGACUUCGACCCUCGCUUAUCUGGGCUUCGACGGUGGCAGCUUGAAGCAAUAAUGAGCGACUCUCAACUCUAUCGAGAAUUCUCAGAUUGCGGAAGUGAACUAGUGGCUACGAUAGAGUCGUUACUAGACAUAGUCAUGAGUAUAACAGGGAACGAAAACGAGGACCAACAAGCUGCGCUCCUGGUACUUGACAAAGCUCUUCGAGGUUGCUGCAAAGACACCAAGCUACGCCUCACUAGGUUCUCCGAUGGCCUGGAACACAGCCUCAAAUUUCUGAGCAUGGCUCGAGAGUUAAACCAGUCCGGCAAUGUUCAGAAUUUGACUCUUCUGGCUACCAUUUUUCUGCCCCUAUCGCUCGCUGCGGGUGUGCUCAGCAUGCAAUCAAGAUUCAAAGACUUGGGGACUUUACUAUACGACUUCUUUGGUGUCGUGGUCCUCCUGGCGACUAUUGUCGUACUCUUCCUCGGCGCCAUGUUUAUCUUGGCUAAUAUAAAGGAGCUCGAGAGCAGGCUACUGAAGUACCAGAUUUACAGACAUUUUGGGCGACGGCUUCUUUUGAGUUCAUUCGCACUCAUACUAAUAACCUUCGGGGCUCUUGUCCUGUCAUCCUUUGUUGUGGGCAUGUUCAAGGAUGUCGUCCUUGGGGCUAGCAUCCUAGGCUAUGGAACACUCGUAUUGGUCUUUGGGCCAAUAGUUAUCGCGGCUCUCGUCCUGGGCGUAAGAUUAAUCGUAGACGUGUUAAAGGAAAUCUUUGAGCGUUUAUUCGGUCUUAUUACCGGGGGGAUAAAUCGUAACCAGAAAAAUAAGCAAAAAGACGUAGAGAAGAAUCCAGGACCGCAGCAAGGAGAAGCAGAAUCCGGAGGGAAGGGCGAUAAUGGAGAUCCGGCUACAGAGGUCCAGGUACAAGACGUUCAAGACGUUAAAGAUACAGCUAUACUAUCGGAUAAGACUCCUACUGAUGCAGUUGACGGAGAAUCUAGCCGGUAACCAAACAGAUGCGUUUCCGGUUGUUUUGACUCGGUUGGCUGCUCUGAGAUGGCCACACACUACCUACCCGGCUUGACGCGAGCACAAAGUAUGGGAUGUAUAUUCCUUGAAUAUGAUUAC
This is a messenger RNA of Daldinia vernicosa, 2086 nucleotides long. RefSeq lists its product as uncharacterized. The transcript is spliced from 2 exons. The record is from RefSeq and is a predicted model, not a curated record. Bases 293 to 1966 code for a protein of 557 amino acids. NCBI's taxonomy places the organism in Eukaryota, Fungi, Ascomycota, Sordariomycetes, Xylariales, Hypoxylaceae.